AUGACCACCGAAACCUUCAUCGCUGCCUUAAAACGAUUCGUAGCUAGAAGAGGACUCUGCCGCAAUAUUUACUCCGACAACGGAACGAAUUUCGUCGGCGCGGACAAUGAGUUAUCGAAACUCCACCAGCACUUCAUCCCAGCCCUCUCACCGAACUUCGGAGGGCUAUGGGAAGCCGCGGUUCGGUCGUUCAAACACCACAUAAAACGCGUGGUCGGUGAAGAACUCUUUACGUUCGAAGAGUUCAACACCUUGGUUGUCGAAAUCGAAGGAAUCCUAAAUUCACGUCCGCUAACUCCACUUUCCGCCGACCCAACCGAUCCUUCCGCAUUGACUCCAGCCCACCUGUUAAUUGGUAAUUCUUUGACGAGCCUACCUGAGGCCGAUUUCAGCAAUACACCUGUCAACCGGCUGUCGAAGUGGCAGCAUAUCCAGAAGGUAAAACGCGACUUCUGGAACAGGUGGUACAAAGAGUACCUGAACCAGCUCAACGUACGACAAAAGUGGGUCAAGGGAUCCCACGAUCUACGAGAGGGAUCCUUGGUGGUCUUGAAGGACGACCACCUACCUCCGCUCCAGUGGCACCUCGGCCGAAUCGAAAGGAUGCACACUGGGCCAGACGGGGUAACACGAGCGGCGACCGUGCGGACCAGCCACGGCAGCUACAGGCGCAGCGUCAAGCAGCUGGCCCAGCUUCCAGUAACGGACGACAUCGAAACUGCUCAAAACGUUGAGCAGUCGCCUAGCGGUCGUAAUCCGCAAUCACCGCAUCCCGCACCGCUGUAG
This is a messenger RNA of Colletes gigas, 786 nucleotides long. RefSeq lists its product as uncharacterized. NCBI's taxonomy places the organism in Eukaryota, Metazoa, Arthropoda, Insecta, Hymenoptera, Colletidae. Gene Ontology annotation, molecular function: nucleic acid binding. The coding region runs from base 1 to 786 and encodes 261 amino acids. The record is from RefSeq and is a predicted model, not a curated record. The transcript has 2 exons.